Molecule: messenger RNA, 1653 nt
Organism: Pleurotus ostreatus (oyster mushroom)
Lineage: Eukaryota; Fungi; Basidiomycota; Agaricomycetes; Agaricales; Pleurotaceae
Gene: GAD8
Product: AGC protein kinase Gad8
Exons: 10
Coding region: 1-1653 (550 amino acids)
Biological process (GO): protein phosphorylation
Molecular function (GO): ATP binding; protein serine/threonine kinase activity
Source: RefSeq, a predicted model, not a curated record
AUGUCUUGGAAACUCGCCAGAAGCAAGAAAUCCUCCGCCACCAACCUCAGAGCGGAGGAGAUGGCUGCUGCUCGAUCCACCACCCCGACACCUGGCAACCCGGACGGACACGCCAUGGCACGCGCCUCGCCAUCUGGCCUUCUCACCAUCCGUGUUCUCGGUGCAGAGGGCCUGGCUGCAGGCAUUCCCGUGCCUGCCUCCGUCCAAGGUGCGCUUCAAUCUCAGCAAGCCAAAAUCGCAGCAUCCGUUUCCCCAUCAAGUCUCGCCCAGCAACGGCUGGCAAAGAAGAACAGAGACAGCAUCCAACGUGCCCAAUGCUGGUGGCUGCCGUACAUCGUUAUGGAAUACGAGGUCAAUCAAAUCCUCAUCACCCCUCUGGGCGGUGAUCUGGAGAAACCUCUGUACAUGUACCAAGCCCAUUUUGAUGUUUCGCGGAACUCUGAGAUAUCCCUCCAAUGCUACCUUCGUGCUGAAGAGCCCAAACGCGCUAGCGACGGGUCGGGGGACAUGGGCAACGAUGUUUUUCUCGGCGGAAUCAAGUUCGUGCCAGACUUCGAGAACAGAGGCACCCAAGACCAGUGGUACGAGUUCGCUGGUGGAUCGGGCAGAAUCCAAAUCGGCGUCACAUACAAGCCCUCUUAUGGUCAAUCGCUAAACAUAGACGAUUUCGAACUCAUUACCGUUAUUGGCAAGGGGAGCUUUGGCAAAGUCAUGCAAGUCCGCAAGCGCGACACCGGCCGGAUUUACGCCCUCAAGACGAUUCGCAAAGCGCAUAUCGUAAAGCGGAACGAGAUCACGCAUACCCUGGCGGAGCGCCUUGUUUUAUCUCGCGUGAACAACCCCUUCAUCGUGCCGUUGAAGUUCAGUUUCCAGUCGGAACAGAAGCUCUAUCUCGUCCUUGCCUUCGUGAAUGGAGGAGAACUCUUCCAUCACUUGCAACGGGAGCAGCGUUUCAACGAGGAACGUUCUAGGUUCUACAGCGCAGAGCUACUUCUUGCGCUGGAGCAUCUCCAUGAACUCGACGUUGUCUACCGUGAUCUCAAACCAGAGAACAUUCUGUUAGACUACACCGGACAUAUCGCACUCUGCGACUUUGGCUUGUGCAAACUGAACAUGAAGGCCACGGAUACCACCGCCACGUUCUGCGGGACCCCUGAAUACCUUGCACCCGAAAUCCUGCAAGGGCGGGGAUACAACAAGACCAUCGAUUGGUGGACUCUGGGUGUCCUCUUGUACGAGAUGCUUGCCGGUCUGCCCCCCUUCUACGACGAGGUCACGGACAUAAUGUACCAGAAGAUCCUCAACGAUCCUCUGGUAUUCGGUCCCGAGAUCGGCACAGACGCACGCAGCAUCCUGACCGGCCUCCUGACGCGCGACCCCACCCACCGCCUCGGGGUCAACGGCGCCGCAGAGAUCAAACGCCACCCGUUCUUCGAGCAGAACAUCGACUUCGUCAAGCUCCUGCAGAAGAAGAUCCAGCCCCCGUUCAAGCCCAGCGUCGCCAGCCCAAUUGACGUGUCCAACUUCGAUACUGUCUUCACCACGGAGGACCCUAUUGACAGCUUCGUUGAGGAUUCGAACUUGUCGCAAACGGUGCAGGAUAAAUUCUCAGGCUUUUCGUAUAACGGCACCAACAUGCCUGUCAGCCCAUGA